Messenger RNA from Prosopis cineraria, 735 nucleotides. RefSeq names its product putative receptor like protein 25. The record is from RefSeq and is a predicted model, not a curated record. Bases 1 to 735 code for a protein of 244 amino acids. Gene Ontology annotation, molecular function: protein binding. The transcript has a single exon. Lineage: Eukaryota; Viridiplantae; Streptophyta; Magnoliopsida; Fabales; Fabaceae.
AUGGGAAGGAAUGAUGCCCAAACAACUGCAAAUACUACAACUUUGGUUGGUUUGGAUAUUUAUUAUCAGGAUACGGUGACUAUUAGUAGUAAAGGUCAAAUGGUGCAGUGGGUUAAAAUUUUAAACUUCGCCAUUGCUAUUGACUUCUCAUCUAACUUUCUUGAAGGGCCAAUACCAGAAGAAUUGAUGAAUUUUAAAGCAAUAUAUACUCUCAACUUGUCGAAUAAUGCCCUCUCUGGCCAGAUACCAUCAUCUAUUGAGAAUUUGAGGGAGCUUGAGUCAUUAGACCUGUCAAACAACUCAUUGACGGAGGAAAUACCAGCACAAACGGCAAAUUUGUAUUUUCCUUCAUCCUUGAACCUCUCAUAUAAUCAUCUAGAGGGGAUAAUUCCAUCUAAUACUCAGAUUCAAUCUUUUGAUGCAUAUUCGUUCAUAGGCAAUGUCGGGUUAUGUGGACCUCCUUUGACCCCAAAUUGUAGUAGCGAUGAAACACCAGGGAUUUCACGAUCAUCUCACUCUGGGAGUUCAAUUGAUUGGAAUUUCAUAAGCGUCGAAUUGGGAUUUGUUUUUGGCAUUGGCAUUGUUCUUUUGCCUCUAGCUUUUUGGAAGCCUUGGAGAAUAUGGUACUGGCAACAUAUGGAUGACCUGCUUUAUAAGAUCUUCCCACAACUGUAUGUUGUGUAUGAACGUCGUGGAGGGAAGAAUUACAGAACUCUAAGGUGGAAGUCUCACUAA